UUUAGGGGCAUAAUAAAAUAAGAAAAAUAUAAGAAAAACAUGUACUGCCUGCCAUUGCUAGCGCCUCUCCAACUCCAAGCCCACAACAACUUCCGCUUCCAAUCGAAACCCAAACCAAUCAGAGCGAUGAGAGCCGUGGUCCAGCGAGUCGCCUCCGCAAGCGUCGAGGUAGAAGGGCGCACGGUGUCGGAAAUUGGGCCGGGUUUGCUGGUCCUGGUGGGCCUCCAUGAGUCGGAUUCCAACUCCGAUGCCGACUACAUAUGCCGGAAGGUCUUGAAUAUGAGGCUGUUCCCAAAUGAAAGCUCUGGCAGAGGAUGGGACCAAAACGUAAUGCAUAGAAAUUAUGAAGUCUUACUGGUGAGCCAGUUUACAUUGUACGGAGUGUUGAAGGGUAACAAGCCAGACUUCCACGUGGCAAUGCCGCCCCAGAAUGCAAAGCCCUUUUAUGCUUCUUUGGUGGAUAGCUUCAGAAAAUCUUACAAACCAGAUGCAGUCAAAGAUGGUGUGUUUGGAGCAAUGAUGAAGGUCAACUUGGUCAAUGAUGGACCAGUCACAAUGCAGAUUGACUCGCAAUCCCCCAAGAACUCAAAUGAUGUGAUAGAAGAACAAUCAUAAUUUUCGUCGGUUGGCUUGACGGAAGAUUUAACAAUGGACUGGAAUUUGAAUCUGGAUUUGUGGGAUGUAAUAUUCAACAUUCUUGAUUGAUCAUGUGAAUUUAAGGUAGCAUGUAUGGAUGCAUCAAGUUCAAGUUAUGUUUUUGGAGA
Molecule: messenger RNA, 764 nt
Organism: Prunus dulcis (almond)
Lineage: Eukaryota; Viridiplantae; Streptophyta; Magnoliopsida; Rosales; Rosaceae
Product: D-aminoacyl-tRNA deacylase
Exons: 8
Coding region: 40-615 (191 amino acids)
Biological process (GO): tRNA metabolic process
Cellular component (GO): cytoplasm
Molecular function (GO): D-tyrosyl-tRNA(Tyr) deacylase activity
Source: RefSeq, a predicted model, not a curated record